CGGUCCUGCUGGUGGAGUGAAAUCAGUUCAGCGCGGAGAAAUGAAUUAUUUUUUGUGACAAACACAUAAUAUUUUUACUUGAGCUGUAUAAGAGUUUAACUAAUCAAAUUCCGAAAAUCGUUCCCAAGUCGUCGUUUCACAUCAUUUGAAGAAUAUUUACAGAAGCAUGGAGUCCGAGAUCACAAGAACAGAAAUUAUCAAAGUGACAGCAAAGUUAGUUCUACUGUCAGCAUUUUCAUACUAUUCAAUGAAGUGGCUAAUGAACCAGCUUGAUCCUACCAACAAACAGAAAAAUCAGGCAAAAGCUAAAGCCACUGAUCUCAUGAAGAAAAUAGGGAUUCAAGUAAAAAGACAGCUUUCCGAACAUGAGUUGAUGAUUGCAACCCACUUGGUGGACCCAAGAGAUAUCAAGGUCUCAUGGAGCGAUAUCGCUGGGUUGGAUGAUGUAAUCGAGGAAAUCCAGGAAACUGUUAUUUUCCCCAUCACUAGAAAAGAUCUGCUAGUAGAAUCAAAAUUGAGUCAGCCCCCUAAAGGUGUGCUUCUGCACGGUCCUCCUGGCUGUGGAAAAACAUUAAUUGCCAAAGCUACGGCAAAGGAAGCAGGCGCCCGAUUCAUCAAUCUUGACGUUUCUAUUCUCACGGACAAGUGGUAUGGCGAAAGUCAAAAGCUAGCUGCAGCCGUAUUUUCCUUGGCAAUUGAACUGCAACCAUGCAUUAUCUUCAUUGAUGAAAUUGACUCUUUCCUACGAGUAAGGAGUUCGCAAGACCACGAAGCCACUGCUAUGAUGAAAGCUCAGUUCAUGAGUUUGUGGGACGGUCUGAUCACGGAUCCAAACUGCGUUGUGAUCGUCAUGGGCGCGACAAACAGGCCUCGCGACCUGGAUCAGGCCAUCCAGCGUAGAAUGCCCUCCAUGUUCCACAUUGGACUCCCGAACCGCCGACAAAGGCUGCAGAUUUUGGAACUGAUCCUUGACAAGGAGCCAAUCGGCGCUGACGUAGACUUGGAGGGCAUUGCCAAAGUGACUGAAACGUUCUCAGGUUCUGAUCUCCACGAGCUGUGUCGCAGUGCCUCUGUUUACAGAAUGAGAGAUUUCAUGAGGUCUACAACCAGGAACAGGGCUGCUGUGAUAAAUGGAAACAAUCAGGGAACAGCUGAGGCGCUUCGGCCUAUUAACAUGGAUGAUUUGAGAAAAUCUUUUAGCAAGAUCAGGGAAUCUAAAGUUCGAAGUAAUGCGUGUAUAGUGGCGUCAAGCUCUGAUAUGGACUAGGGUUUGAUGGAAAGUAAUAAUUAUUUUCCCUUUUUGAUAAUUUAAAUGUUAUAUUUGUUAUGAUUGAUUGGUUAGUUGCUUUGUUUGCAAGAGAAUUGCAAUUCUGAUGUGAUUUUUGUUUUAUCAUUUGUCUUAUGGUACAGCUCGUUUUAAUGAGCAUUUUCGCUGUCUGAAUAUUCAGCGAAAGUGAUAACAUUCUUCAAUUUUGUGUUCUUUUUGCUCUCUGCUUUAGUCGGGUACUGUGAGUCAAGUCAAUAGUAACAGAGAAGGAACAAGGUAGUUUUGUUGUCUAUAGUUUUUAGGCCUGUUAUAAACGAAUUCAUAAAAGCGCAGAUAUUACCAAAAUCACACUGUGACUAUAGCCAAUAGUUGUAAAAUUGUGUGUUACAAAAACAUUAAAAAACAAGUAGGAAAAUAUUA
Molecule: messenger RNA, 1687 nt
Organism: Cloeon dipterum
Lineage: Eukaryota; Metazoa; Arthropoda; Insecta; Ephemeroptera; Baetidae
Gene: nmd
Product: no mitochondrial derivative
Exons: 8
Coding region: 167-1267 (366 amino acids)
Biological process (GO): extraction of mislocalized protein from mitochondrial outer membrane
Cellular component (GO): mitochondrial outer membrane
Molecular function (GO): ATP binding; ATP hydrolysis activity
Source: RefSeq, a predicted model, not a curated record